Pocillopora damicornis (cauliflower coral) is the source of this 2350-nucleotide messenger RNA. RefSeq names its product adrenocorticotropic hormone receptor. The record is from RefSeq and is a predicted model, not a curated record. Gene Ontology annotation, molecular function: melanocortin receptor activity. Lineage: Eukaryota; Metazoa; Cnidaria; Anthozoa; Scleractinia; Pocilloporidae. Gene Ontology annotation, biological process: G protein-coupled receptor signaling pathway. Gene Ontology annotation, cellular component: plasma membrane.
UUGAUUCCAGAUCAAACAGAUGCAUACAGGCUAUUGGCCUUCAAAACUGAAGAAUAAGCAUCUUUAAUUGAAAUAAAGUUGAUAAAUAACAGUUGUAUCAUCAGUAAGGAAGUUCAAAAAGUUCAUAAGAGGAAGAUGUCUUUAACUGGUUCAAACUCGUGCUCUGAUGUGGCUGCCCCGUCAUAUUUGAGCAUUAUCGCUGCCACCGCGGACUCCAUCCUUGCCGUUGCAGCCAUCGUUGGUAACUUGUUGGUUCUACUUGCUGUCAUUCUUGAUCCAAAUCGUAAUCUGCGAUGUCGGUUUAACUAUUUCGUGGCUAAUCUAGCUGCUGCUGAUUUGAUGAUGGGAUGCUUGGGACUCCCCAUGUCUGUAGAAUUCCACAUUCGAGAGUCGCUGACUGAUGAAGUCUUCCAACUUGAUCACCCUCGAGAUCAUGUUAGGAUGAUUAUCAUUUUAAUCUCGUGUACAGCCUCUAUAUUGAGCUUUACUGCCUUGACUAUAGACAGAUUUAUUGCCAUCAAAGAUCCGCUCGGGUACAGGACCAGGAUGACUACUAAACAGGCCCUUGUUGUGUCAUUUCUUAUAUGGUUUAUUUCCAGUGGACUUCCGUUUCUGUAUAUUUACAAGGGCUAUAUGAAUAGUCGGUUUUUCAUCGCUAACUUAGCUGUUGUAGCUACUUUCGCCGUGCUGUACCUCAAUUAUUUCAAAGUCUUAAGACAUUUUAACGCUCAAGCUGCUAAUCGGAAUGCCUUGUACGAUGGCCAAGGCCAAGACAACUGGGCAAAAAGGAGAGCUCUCAAAUGGCAGACGAAAAUUACCAAAACUUUUGUGAUCAUGUUAUUGCUGUUUAUUUGCUGCUUUUCCCCAGCAAUGAUUUUCAUUUAUAUAGUCAGCUUUUGUGCAAGGUGUUCUUGUAUUUUCAUUCACUGGGUAAGGGAUUUAAACGGCAUUUUAUUUCGUGCAAACUCAAGUAUGAACCCUUUCGUCUUUGCCUGGAGACUGAAACGUUACCGUGCCGCUUUCGUUAAAAUUCUAAGAUGUGGAAAAACUCUGCAAAAACAUGGAUUCACUUUAUCAGACUUGGGUACUUCUAUGAAUAACUUAGGAUUUGCAGUAUCUGGGACCUACAAAUAUCACGGCAAUGAGGAGACUUAGAGAAGGUUUUUUUGGAGCUGCAAUGUUUACUACGAGAUGCAAAAAACAUAGGAUAGCAUACGGGAUUUCUCGUCGUUUAUGGAACUAUGCUCCAAACAUCGCAAGUGCAAUGUUCUGGAAUUUCAGAGAGCUGAAACAUCUUUGAACCGGUCAAACUGGCCAUCGCACUGGAAGUGACUCGUAUAUGGAUGCAUACUGGUUUAUUGUGUAAAUGCAAUUACUUAGUUGUGAGGAACCCUCACAGGCUAUUUCUCAGGUAUUACCCAGGAGAUAGAUUAAAAUAGAAUAAAACAGAAUGAAUAAAUUUAAUAUAACCCAAGGUAGCGCCUCUGAAAGAGCUAAGUGCUAUUUGUAUAAGUUACCUGUUUGUAAAUUCAGUGCGGAGGAUGAAAAGUACUGGUUGUUUACACCUUUAAAGACUGAGGUGUCGAACGUGCUAAAUUGAAAUUUAAUAAAUAUUUCCUUAAUCGGGAAUUCCACAUAGAGUUAACCUAAGAACGAGAAUAUCAAAGAAGUUAAAAAUAUGGGAAGGGUUAUUUCAAGGAAAUGCUUGUACGGAAUCAAUUGCUUUGAGGUAAGGUCGUUUUAUUCGUCGUUAAGGAUAUCGAACAAAAGAACAGUUUUUUUGAUUUGAUCAAUUAUCAAUUACUUUGUGUGCCUAGUUACGAUCUUAGUUACAAUAUUAAUCUUUUUCCUAUUGGUUUGUGAUCGGAUCUUUUAGCGUCACCACGCGCAUAUAAAAGCUAAGUUAGCGUCCCUUUAAGCCAGAGUUUCGCAAGAUUUCGCCUUGAAUAGUAGUACCUUCGUUCUUUCGUUCUAAACCUUUGGCAUAAGCGGGACCGAUAUGUAAGUAAUUUUGUUAGUUUUAUUUCAAUGUGUUUAAGUUUAGUUUUUCACCAUGGGCGAUAGCGCACAUUUGUACUGUUUUGUACAAUAGUGCAACUAAUUAUCUUGAAAUCAAAAGAGUAAUUUGAAAGAACUAGACGCUCAGACAGCAACGCCCACAUUUUAGUCUUUGGGCUGUUAACCAGCCGCAAGUGUUCAUCGUGUUGCCGAUCUUUGAAUCUCGAGUAGUUUUAAUUUAGCCUUUAUGAUUUGUUUCUGUUAAUUUACGUUAAUUGUUUUUAUUUUAAUCGCGUUAUCGACAUAGGCACGUCUUUGUCUUCGUGAUCUGAAUAAACACCGUUAACCGUCA